Messenger RNA from Penicillium angulare, 423 nucleotides. RefSeq lists its product as uncharacterized. The record is from RefSeq and is a predicted model, not a curated record. The transcript is spliced from 2 exons. Lineage: Eukaryota; Fungi; Ascomycota; Eurotiomycetes; Eurotiales; Aspergillaceae. Bases 1 to 423 code for a protein of 140 amino acids.
AUGGCUGAAAGAUUCCAAAGACAAAACGCAAAGACGCUGGCCUUGUCCACAGUCGCGUUGUGUUAUGAACUUCAAUCCGCCACCUCCCGAUUGGGGUACUCUAGCUUAUCAAGUGUAGCGUACGAUUACCCAGAAACCGAUGAGCGGGAACACCUAGAAAUCGAACCCAGCCAAGCUAUCUUCGAAAGUAAUUACCAGAAGCCUGCAUUCGUGGAGCGUGAUCUCGAUCCUGUUACCUACGACGAACUCAACUCUGUGUACGGUUCAGCGGCAGUCUCCCAUCCCUCGAUGACUUCUUUAAGCGAUGCAAUUGAGCAGGGUACUAGCCAUACACGAGCUUAUUGUCCGCAUCUCAGAAACAGCCUUCUACGGAGAGAUAGUCGGACCAAGACCAAAGCAGACUGCCCGAAAGACUUCGCUUAG